This is a messenger RNA of Fundulus heteroclitus (mummichog), 3644 nucleotides long. RefSeq names its product CD209 antigen-like. The transcript has 20 exons. The record is from RefSeq and is a predicted model, not a curated record. The coding region runs from base 328 to 1860 and encodes 510 amino acids. NCBI's taxonomy places the organism in Eukaryota, Metazoa, Chordata, Actinopteri, Cyprinodontiformes, Fundulidae.
CUAACUUAAAAGGACAAGAAAGCAUUAAAGUUCCCUUUAAAUUACUAUAACUACUACCUUGGCUGUGUGGUUUUCAGUUAGCCCAGAACUGAGGACAUAUGCCUGAUGCAGCAGAAAUAUUUGCUGAAUGCACCAAGGUUUUCUUUCUUUCUUUGGUAAAUCUGUUAAAUUGGUGGGAAAAGUCGCAUGCCCAACGAAUGAGGAAGUUGUAUUUCACGCAAUAGGAGAAUCACUUCAAUCUCACUGCUUGUUGUAGUUACAUCAAGAGGCAAAGGCUGUCUUCAGCAAAGAGACCUAUAGACGAAGACUUGCUGUUGAAAACUAGAGAUGUUUUUUCAUAACGAACUUUACGAAACAAGUGUAGUAUAUGAGAAAUUCAGUGAUACUCUUUAUACCUGUGAUGAUGUACAGAAGAGCUGCUCAGAUGAAAACCGCAAAGCCACCUCUGAAACUCAGCGGUACAAAGUGGUUGCAAUGACCUUUGGACUUUUAUGUCUCCUACAGCUAACGUUUAUCAUUUUUCUUGCUAUUUCAGCUUCCCAGCAUAAAACCCUGAGUGAGAAGGAGAAAAGUGAACUGAGGACAACCAACUUUGAAUUCAACAUAACUAACAAGAAUCUGACUGAAGAACGAGAGCAGCUGAGGAGGAAUCUAAGGGACUCUGUUUCACAACGUAUUUCUCUGACAAUGGAGAGAGAUAGACUGAAAAAGACCAACUUUGGUAUGCAGUCCAGUCUGAAUAGUCUGACUGCAGAGAAGGAAAGACUGAUCAGGACCAUCAGUGGUACUGAGGCCAAUAACAAAAUUCUUACUGAACAGAGGGAUGAGCUGAAGAAGGAACUUAAAAACCUGACUUUAGACCUUAGUGCCCUGACUGAGGAGAGAGAUGGGUUGAAGGAGACUAACAUUGCUAUCGAGGCAAGCCUGGGAAAUCUGACAGACGUGGGAGAAAUGCUGACCAGAACCAUCCAUGUUAUAGACGCCAACAACAAAAAUCUGACCGAAGAGAGAGAUGAACUGAAGAAAGAAAUCAACAACCUUGUUUCAAAUCUUAGUUCCCUGACUAACGAGAGAGAGGAGAUGAAGAAGAUUAACCUUGGUAUUGAGGCCAGUCUGAAGAAUCUGACAGAGGAGAGUGAAAAACUGAUCAGGACCAUAAAAAAUAUCCAGUCCGAUCACAAAAAUGUGACUGGGGAGAGAGACGAGCUGAUGAGAGAGCUGAAUGUGUUUGUUUCACAGCUUGCCUCCAUGACUAAAGAGAGAGAUGAUCUCAAGAAGAUCAACUUUGAUAUCGAAGCCAAUAGUAAUACCUUAAGAGAAGAUGCAGACGAACUCAACAGGAAGCUCAAUGAUUUGGCCUCCCAACAGAAUUCCUUGACUGAAGAAAGAGACAGCUUGAUGAAAACAAAGUCACAAAUUGAGGCCAUGUCCAAAGUAAUCACACAAGAAAGAGAUGAGCUGAUGGCAAAGAUCAACGCUUUGAAACAACCAGGCUGGACGCUUUUUGGAGGCAGUGCAUACUUUGUUUCUCCUACCAAAAGGACCUGGGAAGAAAGUAGAAGUUACUGUCAGUCAAAAGGUGCAGACCUGAUGGUUAUUAACAGCAUAGAAGAACAGAAUUUUGCAAAUAAUUUCCGCAAGUACAUGUGGAUCGGACUGUCGGACCUAGAAACAGAGGGGAAAUGGAAAUGGGUGGAUGGGACACCAUUGACCACCAGCUACUGGAGUUCCGGAGAGCCAAAUGGUAGAACAAAUGAGAACUGCGGGAACAUAAAGAGUUUUAAUCUUGCGAGAAGCUGGAACGAUGAACAAUGCUCCCAUUCCCUCAACUUCAUCUGUGAAAUGAGGCUAACCAAGUAACUAAUUCAUAUUAAACAGGAAAAUAACUAAACUCUCCUAAAUAUUAAAAAACCUCUUAUUUCUAUUCCACAACAACAAAAUAAGAAUAUUUAACAGCAGCAAUGAGCAAACACAAUGGGAAGGGCAAAAAUCAUUAUUUGUCAAGAAAAAAAUUGUCUUUGUAAUGUUGGUUCCAUAAAAGGAUUGACAAACAUCAGAGUAUUAAAAUUCUUUCAAAGUAUAAUCGAAUGCAAUUGGUGCAUGCUGUUUAGAGAUAUCACAACACAACCUAAUGACGAAUGUUUUUGUAUUUCUGAGGCUCUGACUAUGCAAAGACAGCUUUAUAACCAAACACACAGCAAUUACUCUUUUUUUUUUUUUACUCUCACCUUUAUAGUUACUGCAAUAAACACGUCAAAAUAUUGUGAUAGAAUUCUAAAUCCAUGUUGCCCAUCCCUCAGGGUAAUCAUCAUGUUGUCAGAGUGAGAGGCCAGUAUUCCAAACCCAAGACAAUUAAAUCCAUUGUUGAGAUUUUAAACUGGCCUUAACGUGUUGUAUUGUGGUUGUCAAAAUUGAGAAUUGAAUAUGUAAAGUUAAGAAAAAGGGAGGACGGAGAGAGCUCUGUAAUUGUAUGUUUGAAUCGACUGUUUUCUCUGUAUUGAACUAUAUUAUUGACUGAUUGUUUUUCUUUUCUCUAAGAAGGAUCAAGUACUUAUGAUAAAUAAAUAAAGCAAUGAGUGUAUUAGUGCAGACAGGCCGAGUGGAAACUGGAGUUGGGGUGUUCAGAGAAGAGGAAGAGUGAGUGAAUGCUGGAUGGAAAAAGAUAACAACGGAUAGAAGAGAAACAGAUGUUUGCAGAUAACCUGUCCGAAAAGAGGGGAGGAUGUGGUCUGCCCGUAAUGAAAAGACAAGAGGAACAUAACCUGACAUGGGUGAGUGGAGUAAAAGUCAAGGAGCCCUUGCAACGUUGUGAAGAAGAAACCCGACCUUCAUCUCAACAGUCAAAAACAGGAACUGGUUACUCAAACCCCCUGACUUGCUGAUUAGAAUAAAGGUCAACAAGAAAGGAGAAGAUGUGAUGCUGUUGCUCGAUGCAAAGGGAGGGGUCGAGGCGUUGCAACCUCCCAACGGUUCUGUGACAAGAUAAAGAAAAGAUUAUCCGUGUGAUCGGGGCUCAGUUUUCUCGUCUCAAGGGACAGGCAGCACGGAGCAGAAGAACAAAGGACCCCGGACAGUAAAAAGGAGAGCAACGAGCCGAGGAGAGAACACCCGUCUCUGAGAAGCACCGGGACUGAGCCGUUUCCCAUUUCACUGUGUUCCUCCACAAUUAUGGGCCAACGACUUUUCAAAUCCUGUCAAGAAGAACUGCUGUGGUUUGACCUGGUCGAUGAGCUGAACCUAGAUGCCCCGAAGAUGCGAGUUGCACCUGCGAGAUGUCAGCUCCGGAGUUAGACCAUCCUCUCGAGCCAAGGAGAAGCACCUCAGGCACGGACAUCAGGGCAGAGACUCAAGGCGUGAGUCUUUGUGAGUGGGGCAUCGACGGGACAUUGGGUUUGCCAUCAAGAGAAGGCGCGUUGUUCGGCUGAACAACUCCUUAUCCAGCAAUCAAAGCCACUAGAACUUUCCAUCUGAGGUCCGGGUCAGUUUGCUCCUCCAAAUUUAAAAAUCCUCUCCUGAACACAUUAGUAAGCAGCCUUAGAUGAGAGAUAGGAUGUUGAUUAAAUAUUAAUUUGUGAUCUGUUAAAUUGCUUAAUGCUGUUUCUAAUCCCCUGCUAAAGCGUACUAAUGAAAGAAGCAUAUAAAAA